This is a messenger RNA of Gossypium arboreum, 1840 nucleotides long. RefSeq names its product flavonoid 3'-monooxygenase CYP75B137-like. NCBI's taxonomy places the organism in Eukaryota, Viridiplantae, Streptophyta, Magnoliopsida, Malvales, Malvaceae. The coding region runs from base 168 to 1676 and encodes 502 amino acids. The record is from RefSeq and is a predicted model, not a curated record. Gene Ontology annotation, molecular function: monooxygenase activity; iron ion binding; heme binding. The transcript is spliced from 2 exons.
AUAUUAUUUUAUUAGUUAGUAAGGAUGAAAGCAAAAGAUCCUUGUUGCCAUAUUCCACAAAUCACGAACAGCUCAUUCUUUGUCUUUUGUGAAUUCCUCCUUGAUAUAUGCCUCAAUCUGCCCACCCAGAUCGUCAUUCGUUAACUAGUUAGUUCCCUUUUCAUUUCAUGUCUCUCCUUUUCACCUUUGUUUUUGCCACUUCAAUUUUCUGGUUAACAUGGAUGUACCUUAAAUCCAAGAAGGGGAAGCCGCCACCCCCACCAGGCCCUCUAGGCCUCCCCUUAGUGGGAAACCUUCCCUUCCUUCGUACUGACCUUCACUCCUACUUCUCUGAACUAGCUCACAUCUACGGUCCAGUUGUGAAACUCCAGCUUGGAGGCAAGCUUGCGAUCCUGAUAACCUCCCCAUCCACGGCUCGAGAAGUUCUUAAAGACCAAGACAUCGCGUUUGCUAACCGUGAUGUGCCUGUGGUUGCCAAGGUUGUAACCGGCGGCCGUGAUAUAGUUUGGAACCCCUAUGGCCCGGAAUGGAGGAUGUUAAGGAAAGUAUGCGUUAUCAAGAUGCUUAGCAAUGCUACUUUGGAUAAAGUAUAUAGUCUUCGCCGUCAAGAAGUACGAGAAACCAUAGGUUAUUUAUAUAGUAAGGCCGGUUCGCCUGUAAACGUGGGAGAGCAGAUGUUUUUAACUAUCUUGAAUGUGGUGACCAAUAUGAUAUGGGGCGGGUCCAUGGAAGGGGAGGCCAGGGCGAGCCUUGGUGCAGAGUUCAGGCAAGUCAUCUCAGAAGUAACAGAACUUUUGGGUCUACCUAAUGUUUCGGAUUUCUUCCCGGCGUUGGCCCCGCUUGAUUUGCAAGGUGCAGUGAAACGUGUCCGAAAAUCAACGGAGAAGUUGGACGCAAUUAUUGAUAAGAUAAUCAAUCAAAGGUUGGAGGAGAAGCAAAGUGGGCACACAGUAGAGGAAUUCAAGGACUUUCUACAAUUCCUAUUAAAGUUGAAAGAUGAGGAUGAUUCCAAGACCCCAAUGACCAUGAUUCAUAUCAAAGCCUUGCUCCUGGAUAUGGUGGUGGGAGGAUCAGACACAUCAUCCAACUCAAUUGAGUUUACAAUGGCUGAAAUCAUCAACAAACCAGAAGUAAUGAGAAAAGCACAGCAAGAACUUGAUGAAGUAGUGGGCAAAGAUAGCUUCGUGGAAGAAUCCCACAUUCACAGAUUCCCAUAUCUCCUUGCAGUUAUGAAAGAGUCAUUGCGUCUGCACCCGGUUUUACCACUCCUAGUCCCCCAUUGUCCUAGUGAACCCAGCACCGUAGGUGGCUACGCCGUCCCUAAGGGUUCAAGGGUGUUCGUCAAUGCUUGGGCAAUUCACAGAGACCCUUCUAUCUGGGAAAACCCAUUGGAGUUCAACCCUGACAGGUUUUUGAACAGCCAAUGGGAUUUCAGUGGGAGUGAUUUCAGAUAUUUUCCAUUCGGGUCUGGCCGAAGAAUCUGUGCUGGAAUAGCUAUGGCUGAGAGGAUGGUGUUAUAUUCGGUUGCCUCACUGUUGCAUUCUUUUGAUUGGCAAGUGCCGGAGGGUAAGAAGUUAGAUCUUUCUGAAAAGUUUGGGAUUGUGUUGAAGUUACAGAAUCCACUUGUCGCAAUUCCGACACCAAGGUUAUCAGAUCCAGCUCUUUACCAGCAAUAGUUUUUAGAUUUAUUUACAUCCCUUCUAUUCCCGCUCAUUUGUAUUAAUACAACAUAAGCCUCCAUCAACCAUCAACUUAUUAAACAAACCGAAAACAUACAAGGCAUGUUCAUUUGUUUAUGUUUGUUUAAUAAAUCAUAAACCUUAUUUAUUGUUAAUUAUAA